This is a messenger RNA of Phytophthora infestans T30-4, 306 nucleotides long. Its product is annotated as ubiquitin-fold modifier 1 precursor. The transcript is spliced from 4 exons. Bases 1 to 306 code for a protein of 101 amino acids. The record is from RefSeq and is a predicted model, not a curated record. Gene Ontology annotation, cellular component: cytoplasm; nucleus. Lineage: Eukaryota; Oomycota; Peronosporomycetes; Peronosporales; Peronosporaceae. Gene Ontology annotation, biological process: protein K69-linked ufmylation.
AUGUCACCUGACGCUGCUUAUUGUGCAUAUCCAGGGCCGCCAAAGUCACGUUCAAGGUUACACUCACGUCAGACCCCAAGCUGCCGUACCGAGUGUGCUGUGAACGUGCCGGAGCAGGCUCCAUUCACGGCUGUGCUCAAAUACGUCGCGGAGGAGUUCCACGUGCCUGCGGCUACCAGCGCCAUCAUCACCAAUGAUGGUAUCGGCAUCAAUCCGUCGCAGAGUGCCGGUAAUGUGUUCCUGAAGCAUGGUUCAGAGCUGCGCCUGAUUCCUCGAGACCGCGUCGGAGGCUGCAGCACGUGCUGA